CACUGGGUGGCAUUUAAAUAAGACUUGUGAGGUUUGACAUGCACAAAAUAAAUGGCAGAUGAAGGAAAGCACCAGGAAACAGCAAAGUGCAGCUUUAAGUGAGACGAGUCUGGGAUAUCAUUGGCAUCCCUGUGGUUUUGUCUCCAGGAGUCUGCUGUGUCCCCUUGUAGUCCUUUCAGUGGUGUAGUCUCCAGAUCCCUGCAAUGGCACUCCUGAGAUGUGGCUUCCUGUCCCAGUACACCCAGCACCACCUGCUUGUUUUCCUCCUUACGUUCUUAAGCUAUGCCCUGCUCCAUGCUUCUCGAAAGACAUUCAGUAAUGUAAAGGUCAGCAUAACAGCCCAGUGGACACCCUCCAUUCAGAAUGCCAGUCUCCCCAUCCUGGCUCCUGGGCAGGUAUGGAAUGAGAACCAGUUAUUUCCAGACCCACAGGAAGCCACUCUCUUUUUGGGAGCCUUGGACACCAUCUUCCUCUUUUCUUAUGCUGUGGGCCUCUUCAUCAGUGGCAUCAUUGGAGACCGGCUGAACUUGCGAUAUGUUCUGUCCUGCGGGUUAUGCUGUUCUGCAGCUGUGGAGUUUGUUUUCGGAACCUUGACGGAAUGGUUUCAUUUCUACAAUGUCUACUUCUACUGCAGCCUCUGGGGGCUCAACGGAUUACUGCAGUCAACUUGCUGGCCGUGCGUGGUGGCUGUCAUGGGGAACUGGUUUGGAAAAGCAGGCCGAGGCUUCAUUUUUGGAAUGUGGAGCGCCUGUGCCUCUGUCGGGAACAUCCUGGGAGCUUUCCUGGCCUCCUGCGUGCUGAAAUACGGAUAUGAGUACGCCUUCCUGGUCACCUCGUCCGUGCAGUUUGCUGGCGGUGUGGUCGUGUUCUUCGGCCUCCUGAGCUCCCCUGAGGAACUGGGCCUUCAGGACCCUGCAGAAGGAGAGGGGGCUUCAGAGCGAGAUGAAGACAGUCACAGGCCGCUCAUCGGGGAUGGCGAAGAGGUGGAUGAUGGGAUUGAUUAUUCAAUCCAGGGGGAAGAGCCUAACAAGAAGCCAGCCCCAAUCGGAUUCUUCCAAGCAUUCUGUCUUCCAGGAGUACUGUCUUACUCCCUGGCCUAUGCCUGUCUCAAGCUGGUGAACUAUUCCUUCUUCUUCUGGCUGCCCUUCUACCUCAGCGUAAACUACGGCUGGAAGGAGACGGAGGCCGACCAGCUGUCCAUCUGGUACGACGUGGGCGGGAUCAUAGGAGGGACCGUGCUGGGUUUGAUUUCGGAUGUCUUGCAGAAGAGGGCCCCCGUUCUGGCUGUCAGCUUGAUUCUAGCUAUGGGAUCUCUCAUAGGAUACAGCCAUUCCCCUAACAAUCAGCCAGUGAAUGCAGUCCUCAUGGCUAUUACAGGGUUCUUCAUCGGAGGGCCAUCCAACAUGAUCAGCUCUGCGAUCUCUGCAGAUCUGGGGCGGCAGGAGGUGUUGCAGGGCAGCAAGGAGGCUCUGGCCACAGUGACGGGGAUUGUGGAUGGGACAGGCAGUGUUGGGGCUGCUGCAGGACAGUACCUGGUCUCCUUGAUUGAAAGCAAACUGAAUUGGAUGUGUGUCUUUUACUUCUUCAUUGUCAUGACUGGCGGGAGCUUAAUAUUCAUCUCCCCUCUGAUUGUGAAUGAAGUCCGUGCCAUGCUCCAAGAAAGGCGAUCACAGGUGCAUCGACUAUAAAGAGACCACAGACUUUUGAAGCAUAGGAGUGUGUUGGCGAUGGCAUCAAUAGCUGCAAUAGUCAUGUGGUGCAGCUCCGAGUCACUCCUCUGAAUUACAAGAACACACCCAGCCUUUCAAUCAAGAACAUCCAAUUGAGUAUCGGCUUAUCCAACAGGAUACCACCCCUAAGGAGAUGCUCUUAUGAACACAACAUUCUCUGCAUUCUUAUCUGUAAAGAACAACAAAUGUUUGGGGAAAUUUGUUAUCAAGGAAUGUGGAUCUAAUGUUAGAAAAAGGAGACGUGUGUAUCACUGUGUGCAGGUCACAAUCAGCAUUGAAAUACCUCUCCUCACCAGGGAAAGGUCUUGGUAACCUCAGCAUAACAGUCAUGGGCAAACAGUCAGUAAACCACCACACACACGUGGAAUUCUGUGGCUGUGUCUACUGUGUUGAUUUUAUUGUGGCUUUCUUUUGAAGCAGAGCAGGGCUGCGUGUCUAUGGUCUGGCUGAGUUCAUGUUUAUUGUAACAGUAAAGAUGAUUAUAGUACAUGCAUA
Acipenser ruthenus (sterlet) is the source of this 2225-nucleotide messenger RNA. RefSeq names its product solute carrier family 37 member 3 (gene slc37a3). Gene Ontology annotation, biological process: transmembrane transport. Gene Ontology annotation, cellular component: endoplasmic reticulum membrane. Gene Ontology annotation, molecular function: transmembrane transporter activity. Bases 204 to 1688 code for a protein of 494 amino acids. The transcript is spliced from 15 exons. The record is from RefSeq and is a predicted model, not a curated record. NCBI's taxonomy places the organism in Eukaryota, Metazoa, Chordata, Actinopteri, Acipenseriformes, Acipenseridae.